Molecule: messenger RNA, 1098 nt
Organism: Hermetia illucens (black soldier fly)
Lineage: Eukaryota; Metazoa; Arthropoda; Insecta; Diptera; Stratiomyidae
Gene: RfC4
Product: replication factor C subunit 2
Exons: 3
Coding region: 74-1093 (339 amino acids)
Biological process (GO): DNA repair; DNA-templated DNA replication
Cellular component (GO): DNA replication factor C complex; nucleus
Molecular function (GO): ATP hydrolysis activity; DNA clamp loader activity; ATP binding
Source: RefSeq, a predicted model, not a curated record
UCAAUUUGGGCGCCAAAUCCAGUGAUUUCGAAACGAAUCGUCUUUUAAAUUGGUUUGCAUAUAAGAUUUCGUGAUGAAGGAAACAGCAAAGGAAUCUACAUCUACAGCUGGUGAUGGAGUCGAGCAGACGAAGCGACGGAAUUUGCCUUGGAUUGAAAAGUAUCGACCAGUAAAGUUCGAGGAAAUUGUAGGCAAUGAGGAUACAGUUAGUCGAUUGGCCGUGUUUGCUACGCAAGGAAAUGCUCCAAAUAUAAUUAUUGCAGGCCCACCUGGUGUAGGCAAAACCACAACAAUUCAAUGUCUCGCUCGAAUCCUCCUCGGCGACAGUUACAAAGAUGCAGUUCUCGAACUCAAUGCAUCCAAUGAGCGCGGCAUUGAUGUUGUUCGUAACAAAAUCAAAAUGUUCGCCCAACAAAAAGUAACACUACCACGUGGACGACAUAAAAUUGUGAUUCUCGAUGAAGCCGAUAGCAUGACCGAGGGAGCACAACAAGCCUUGCGGCGGACAAUGGAAAUUUACAGCAACACAACACGCUUUGCAUUAGCCUGCAACACAUCCGAAAAAAUCAUUGAACCUAUUCAAUCUCGUUGUGCAAUGCUUCGUUUUUCCAAACUCUCAGAUGCUCAAAUAUUGGCGAAACUUAUUGAAGUUUGUCAGCGUGAAAAUUUGAGUUACGACGAGGAAGGUCUUGAGGCUGUUGUAUUCACGGCCCAGGGAGAUAUGCGACAGGCUUUGAAUAAUUUACAGUCGACGGCGAACGGAUUUGGUCAUAUAAGCGGCGAGAAUGUUUUCAAGGUUUGUGAUGAACCGCAUCCGAUGCUGCUUCAGGAUAUGCUUCAACAUUGUAUUCAGAAUGAUAUUCAUAAGGCUUAUAAGAUAUUGGCGAAAUUGUGGCGUUUGGGCUAUGCAGCUGAGGAUAUAAUUGGAAAUAUUUUCCGAGUGUGUAAGCGAAUGUCGAUGGAUGAGCAGUUGAAGUUGAUUUUUAUACGGGAAAUUGGGAUGACACACAUGAAAAUAGUUGAUGGAUUGGGAUCUUUGUUGCAGUUGACCGGUUUGUUAGCUAGAUUGUGUAAAGCUUCAGAAAUGGCAUGAAGAAA